Molecule: messenger RNA, 8776 nt
Organism: Haliotis rufescens (red abalone)
Lineage: Eukaryota; Metazoa; Mollusca; Gastropoda; Lepetellida; Haliotidae
Product: kelch-like protein 26
Exons: 4
Coding region: 501-2318 (605 amino acids)
Molecular function (GO): protein binding
Source: RefSeq, a predicted model, not a curated record
AAAGCCUUUGUUACGUUGUGUGGGAAUCAAUCGGGUAUGAAGCCUGUAGAGUACACGACUCUUCAUUAGUUCAAGAUAACGAUAACUGUAUAACGAAGGGGGGUAACUCAUAUCGGAGUGUAGUUUAUCAGCUGUUUCGGGUAGUCACAAAAGCGGAAGUUAUAUAUAUAGUAACACAAGUCACGGGUCAAAGUGAUCGAAAAGCCACGAAAACAAAACCGGUGUUGUUUGUUUAUAGUGAUGGACGCGGCUGAUAAAUAUCAGUGAUUGACAUCUUCCGAUUCUCCUUCGUUCAAUCACUCAGCUCGUUAGUACAGAUUGAUAAAUGCCCACACGACGCCAGUUUGCAGUGCAGGAGGCGCAGAAAGACAUUGUGUGCUUCAAACUGCUGGGCACUGGACAAUGACACCUGGUAUUUUCAACGUCUGUUGUAAUACAAGGAAGUGACAGAUCCAUGGGAUUUAUUGAGCAUAUGGAAAUAACAGAGGACUGACGGAAGCAUGGACGUCUUGGACCAGGACCAGUUCCAGUUUGAGGCCACCAAUCACGGGGAUGUACUGCUGGCAGGGCUGAGACACCUGCGAGACAAACAUCAACUCUUUGAUGUGACGCUGGUUGUGGACAAACUAGAGUUACCUGCCCAUAGGGUGGUGUUGGCGUCAUGCAGUGACUACUUUAGGGCCAUGUUCACCGAUGGCCUAAAGGAGUGCAGACAGAAGCGGAUUGUGUUGAAUGGUGUCACUGCUCGGGGAAUGAAGAAUCUGCUGGAUUUCGCUUACACAUCAAAGAGUAACAUUGAUAGUGACAAUGUGGCUGACGUGCUGGGUGCGGCAACCCAUGUCCAAAUUCUGCCUGUGAUUGAUGCCUGUGAGGACUUCCUGCGGUCUCACCUGUCCCUUGACAACUGUGUGGACGUGGCCAGUGUGGCUGACCUGUACUGUCUGCAGCCCCUGCAGCAACAUGUGCAGCAGUAUAUCUGCAAACACUGGACCACCUUCACGAUGUCCACCUACUUCCACAGUAUGGGUCAGCAGGCACUGGUCAAUGUGCUGGCCUCAGGCUUCCCCGUCAACUGCUCCGAGCUGGAGGUCCUCCUGGCUGUCCUCAGUUGGGUCAAGUACUCUCCGGAGGAGAGACUGACCAUGGCUGAGAAUAUCCUUGCACAUGUUCAGUUCCAUAACAUCUCGGAGGAAAGCCUCAAGGAUAUGCUGGAGAAAAAGGAGUGGAAGGAUAUGAUGCUUGCAGUACCCUGCUUGGAGAAGAUGAACACAAGAUUUCAGAAGGAGGCCAGGAAUCAUAGACUUGACAUCUGUGAUGGUACUUUAGGGCACAAUGUCAGUAGAGAGGUUCAUGGUAUUACGAAUAUGCGGGGUUUCCAUGAAACAGUAUUGGUAGCUGGCGGGUUCAGCGCAGAUUCAGGAAUGACCAAUAAUAUUUGGUAUUAUGAAGAAGAAAAGGAUUUAGCUUCUUUGAAGUAUUUAACCAGAAUACCUCAUGUAGACCAGUGCAACUUUGGCAUGGCUGUUCUCCACAACCAGCUGUAUGUGAUUGGUGGAUGUUUUAACGAUCAGUUUGAUGAAGUUAUUCAUCCAUAUGGCUUCCGUUAUGACCCUUCCAAGAGUGAGUGGGACAGCAUUACUCCCAUGAAUCAUGAACGAUGCCGAUUUUAUCUUGGGGUGACAGAAGGCUAUCUUUAUGCAAUAGGGGGUGACCCACAAGCAUCUGAUCUCACACUUGAUGGAGCCCCCUGUGAACGAUAUGACCCAAAAUCUAAUUCCUGGCAGGAUAUUGAGCCAGUGCCCGGCAACCGGACCCAGCAUGCAGGCGUUGCUGCAGGACAGUUCUUGUAUGUGUCCGGAGGUCAGCAGGAGACUGAUGGGGAAAUACUGAAUGACCUCCUGCGGUACGACACCCACAGUAAUACCUGGGAGAGGUGUGCUUCAUUACGGUCUCCACGUGUUGAUCACACCAUGUUCUUCUUCAAUGGUCAAGUAUAUAUAAUUGGAGGUUGGACCUAUGACCAAACAAACCACCAAAGAGAGAUGGUGUCUUCCAUUGACUGUUACCACUCGGACACGGACUCCUGGCAACAAGUGGCAACUCUCAAUGAAACACGUCUCUAUGCAACAUACACUCUUUUUGACAGCGUAAUCUAUGUCAUUGGGGGAUGGCAAGGGGGAGAUUACCGCUUCAAAAGUAGGUUUGUGGACUGUUUGGAUCUGAAGACAAGACAAUGGAAGGACAAGAAGAAUCAGUCCCUAGAGAUGUGGGAGCACAACUCCUGCAGCCUGUACCUGCCUAAACUGGUAAAACCCUGACCCUGUAAUCCUGGUCUCACCCAGCAGACUGUACCUGCCUAAACUGGUACAACCCUGACCCUGUUAUCCUGGUCUCACCCAGCAGACUGUACCUGCCUAAACUGGCACAACCCUGACCCUGUAAUCCUGGUCUCACCCAGGAGACUGUACAUGCCUAAACUGGCACAACCCUGGCUCUGUAAUCCUGGUCUCCCCCAGCAGACUAUACCUGCCUAAACUGGCACAACCCUGAUCCUGUAAUCCUGGUCUCACCCAGCACACUGUACCUGCCUAAACGGAUACAACCCUGAACCUGUACCUUACUCCUGGUCUCACCCAGGAGACUGUACCUGCCUAAAAUGGCACAACCCUGACCCUGUAAUCCUGGUCCUACCCAGCAGACUGUACCUGCCUAAACUGGCACAACCCUGACCCUGUAAUCCUGGUCCUACCCAGCAGACUGUACCUACCUAAACUGGCACAACCCUGACCCUGUAAUCCUGGUCUCACCCAGCAGACUGUACAUGCCUAAACUGGUACAACCCUGAUCCUAUAAUCCUGGUCUCACCCAGCAGACUGUACCUGCCUAAACUGGUACAACCCUGACCCUAUAAUCCUGGUCUCACCCAGCAGACUGUACCUGCCUAAACUGGUACAACCCUGACCCUGUAACUUACUCCUGGUCUCACCCAGCAGACUGUACCUGCCUAAACUGGCAAAACCCUGACCCUGUAAUCCUGGUCUCACCCAGCAGGCUGUACCUGCCUAAACUGGCACAACCCUGACCCUGUAAUCCUGGUCUCACCCAGCAGACUGUACAUGCCUAAACUGGUACAACCCUGAUCCUAUAAUCCUGGUCUCACCCAGCAGACUGUACCUGCCUAAACUGGUACAACCCUGACCCUGUAACUUACUCCUGGUCUCACCCAGCAGACUGUACCUGCCUAAACUGGCAAAACCCUGACCCUGUAAUCCUGGUCUCACCCAGCAGGCUGUACCUGCCUAAACUGGCACAACCCUGACCCUGUAAUCCUGGUCUCACCCAGCAGACUGUACCUGCCUAAACUGGUACAACCCUGACCCUGGAACUUACUCCUGGUCUCACCCAGCAGACUGUACCUGCCUAAACUGGCAAAACCCUGACCCUGUAAUCCUGGUCUCACCCAGCAGGCUGUACCUGCCUAAACUGGUACAACCCUGACCCUGUAACUUACUCCUGGUCUCACCCAGCAGACUGUACCUGCCUAAACUGGCAAAACCCUGACCCUGUAAUCCUGGUCUCCCCCAGCAGACUACCUACCUAAACUGGCACAACCCUGACCCUGUAAUCCUGGUCUCACCCAGCAGACUGUACAUGCCUAAACUGGUACAACCCUGAUCCUAUAAUCCUGGUCUCACCCAGCAGACUGUACCUGCCUAAACUGGUACAACCCUGACCCUAUAAUCCUGGUCUCACCCAGCAGACUGUACCUGCCUAAACUGGUACAACCCUGACCCUGUAACUUACUCCUGGUCUCACCCAGCAGACUGUACCUGCCUAAACUGGCAAAACCCUGACCCUGUAAUCCUGGUCUCACCCAGCAGGCUGUACCUGCCUAAACUGGUACAAUCCUGACCCUGUAAUCCUGGUCUUACCCAGCAGACUGUACCUGCCUAAACUGGCACAACCCUGACCCUGUAAUCCUGGUCCUACCCAGCAGACUGUACCUGCCUAAACUGGCACAACCCUGGCUCUGUAAUCCUGGUCUCCCCCAGCAGACUGUACCUGCCUAAACUGGCACAACCCUGACCCUGUAAUCCUGGUCUCACCCAGCAGGCUGUACCUGCCUAAACUGGCACAACCCUGACCCUGUAAUCCUGGUCUCACCCAGCAGACUGUACCUGCCUAAACUGGCACAACCCUGACCCUGUAAUCCUGGUCUCACCCAGCAGACUGUACCUGCCUAAACUGGUACAACCCUGACCCUGUAACUUACUCCUGGUCUCACCCAGCAGACUGUACCUGCCUAAACUGGCAAAACCCUGACCCUGUAAUCCUGGUCUCACCCAGCAGGCUGUACCUGCCUAAACUGGUACAAUCCUGACCCUGUAAUCCUGGUCUUACCCAGCAGACUGUACCUGCCUAAACUGGCACAACCCUGACCCUGUAAUCCUGGUCCUACCCAGCAGACUGUACCUGCCUAAACUGGCACAACCCUGGCUCUGUAAUCCUGGUCUCCCCCAGCAGACUGUACCUGCCUAAACUGGCACAACCCUGACCCUGUAAUCCUGGUCUCACCCAGCAGGCUGUACCUGCCUAAACUGGUACAAUCCUGACACUGUAAUCCUGGUCUCCCCCAGCAGACUAUACCUGCCUAAACUGGUACAACCCUGACCCUGUAAAAUGGUCUCACCCAGCAGACUGUACCUGCCUAAACUGGCACAACCAUGACCCUGUAACUUACUCCUGGUCUCACCCAGCAGACUGUACCUGCCUAAACUGGCACAACCCUGACCCUGUAAUCCUGGUCUCACCCAGAAGACUGUACCUGCCUAAACUGGCACAACCCUGACCCUGUUACUUACUCCUGGUCUCACCCAGCAGACUGUACCUGCCUAAACUGGCACAACCCCGACCCUGUAAAAUGGUCUCACCCAGCAGACUGUACCUGCCUAAACUGGCACAACCCUGACCCUGUAACUUACUCCUGGUCUCACCCAGCACUGUGGCACUAGACAAUCCUGUGUAUUCACAAGCAUGAUGAUGAUGAUGUAGUGUUGUUACUGUUUGUUUAUUGUUUGAGUGGUUAUGUUGUAAUUUAUACCUUCAUUGUUCUAUUAUGCUACUUAGUGUUCUCUUCAUGAAGUGUUCUGCAGUAAUGUUCAUGGAUGACUUGUCUCAUUGCCUCUCAUUAUGGCCCAGUAAUUGUUUGUCUCCAGUCCUCUUCCUUUUACCUCAUUUGACUGUAUGCACGGACAUGUAGGACAGCAUGCAAGGAUACAUAGGGCUGCACGCAUGAAGACAUUUAACUGCAUGCUUGAUCACAUGGGCCUGCAUGCUUGGUCACAUGGGUCUGCAUGCUUGAUCACAUGGGUCUGCAUGCUUGAUCACAUUGGUCUGCAUGCUUGAUUACAUGGGUCUGCAUGCUUGGUCACAUGGGUCUGCAUGCUUGAUCACAUGGGUCUGCAUGCUUGGUCACAUGGGUCCGCAUGCUUGAUCACAUGGGUCUGCAUGCUUGGUCACAUGGGUCUGCAUGCUUGAUCACAUUGGUCUGCAUGCUUGAUCACAUGGGUCUGCAUGCUUGAUCACAUGGGUCUGCAUGCUUGAUCACAUUGGUCUGCAUGAUGAGUCUGCAUGCUUGAUCACAUGGGUCUGCAUGAUGAGUCUGCAUGCUUGUCACAUUGGUCUGCAUGCUUGAUCACAUUGGUCUGCUUGCUUGGUCACAUGGGUCUGCAUGCUUGGUCACAUGAGUCUGCAUUCUUGGUCACAUGGGUCUGCAUGCUUGAUCACAUAGGUCUGCAUGCUUGGUCACAUGGGUCCUCAUGCCUGAUCAUAUGGGUCUGCAUGCUUGAUCAUAUGGGUCUGCAUGCUUGGUCACAUGAGUCUGCAUGCUUGGCCACAUAGGUCUGCAUGCUUGAUCACAUUGGUCUGCAUGAUGAGUCUGCAUGCUUGAUCACAUGGGUCUGCAUGAUGAGUCUGCAUGCUUGUCACAUUGGUCUGCAUGCUUGAUCACAUUGGUCUGCUUGCUUGGUCACAUGGGUCUGCAUGCUUGGUCACAUGAGUCUGCAUUCUUGGUCACAUGGGUCUGCAUGCUAUGUCACAUGUGUCUGCAUGCUUGAUCACAUGGGUCUGCAUGCUUGGUCAUAUGGGUCCUCAUGCCUGAUCAUAUGGGUCUGCAUGCUUGAUCAUAUGGGCCUGCAUGCUUGGUCACAUGAGUCUGCAUGCUUGGCCACAUGGGUCUGCAUGCUUGAUCACAUGGGUCUGCAUGCUUUGUCACAUGGGUCUGCAUGCUUGAUCACAUGGGUCUGCAUGCUUGGUCACAUGGGUCUGCAUGCUUGGUCACAUGAGUCUGCAUGCUUGAUCAUAUGGGUCUGCAUGCUUUGUCACAUGGGUCUGCAUGCUUGGCCACAUCGGUCUGCAUGCUUGAUCACAUGGGUCUGCAUGCUUGGUCACAUGUGUCUGCAUGCUUGAUCACAUGGGUCUGCAUGCUUGAUCAUAUGGGUCUGUAUGCUUGGUCACAUGAGUCUGCAUGCUUGGUCACAUGGGCCUGCAUGCUUGCUCAUAUGGGUCUGCAUGCUUGAUCAUAUGGGUCUGCAUGCUUGAUCACAUGGGUCUGCAUGCUUGAUCAUAUGGGUGUGCAUGCUUGCUCAUAUGGGUCUGCAUGCUUGGUCACAUGGGUCUGCAUGCUUGGUCACAUGGGUCUGCAUGCUUGGUCAUAUGGGUCUGCAUGCUUGAUCACAUGGGUCUGCAUGCUUGUCACAUGGGUCUGCAUGCAUGGACAGACUGCCUGCAGGAACCAGUCUCAGUUUUUAUACACACAUUUUAGUGUUCUUUUUUUAUAAAUGAUUAUAAGAUUGAUAUCAUUUUUAAUCUUAACACAUUAUUUGAUAAGAACAUUUUAUCCAACCCUUUGUUUUAAAUAACAUUUAUUUGUUAAAUCUUCUAAGUUAAGCUUUCAUUAUUUGAUUUGGCUUAAGCAUGUUGGUUGGUUGAGCAGUGAAGAUAGUUUAUCAGAUGACCGACACAGUUGCCUCCCUGUGUGUGACUUGGUUGUUGUACCUCAUCUAUGUCUGCUUGGUCAAGGACAUCAAAUGUACACCAUAUUUAUUUUCAUUAUGCAUAAUAUCAGAUAUCGAUGGAUCUUUAACUGAAGCAGCAUCCUGACAUAGUCCUACUACAAGUUAUUAUGUGUACAGAAGCUUCUAUAUAUUUGUAGCCUGUUUAUAUAGGAUAGUCUCAUUGUUGCUUUACAAACAGAUUGGUGCUGUGUAAGGGUUCCCAUAUUGUCCGCAAAUAUAUAUGCUAAUAAGGGCAACAAAAUAGAAUUUCACACAAUUUUGCAAAUAAUUUAGAUGGGUGAAUUUUACUUAUUGUUUUUGUUUUUUAAUGAAAUGUUUUAGGUAAAUGUGUAUAUAUGACUGUUGGCUGAUGUGCAGCACAUCUUGCCAAGUUAAGUUCGAACAGACACGGAAUGGCAAGUGUUAAUCAGCAACUCUUACAGAAUGGUCAACUUUAUAAGUUGCCAAUUUGUCACAGUAUCCUGCUCAUUGCUGAUUGUUGUGACACAUGUCUGUGGUGGUAUUCAAAAGGUAACAACUAAGGCAACACAAACAGUGCUCUUCUUCAUCUGUAGGUACUUUGGGACAAUUAGUUCAUGGGAAGUAGGGUGUUUUCGUGGUGAGAUGUAUCAAUAAGUUACUUUUGGCUCUGCAGACAAUUCAAGACAAUAAUGUUUGGUAAAUUUUGUAAAUACAAGGCAGAGUUUGUGUUGGGAGUACAGCGGGUGUAUUUCUUUCUUCAUUACCACACGAUAACAGAACAAUGUCCAUUCAAUCCUUGUGUUGUUGAGGCCUAUAUUUGUUGAUACCUUAAUGACUAUCUAUAUGUUUUCAAGUACAUAUUUGCUCCGCUAUGAGGGUUUUGUAACUUUUAUGUUCAUGAUGUCAAAUCUAAAUUGGUUUUACAACUAAAAGUGUUAUGGGUUAGACCCAGUUAGGAAGUUCUUGGCACAUUGUCUAAACUGUAUUAUCAGUGAGAUAGCUGGCCAUGCUAUCUCUUUUGUUAGUUAAAUACAAGAUUUCACACUAUUUUAUCACAAUAACUUGAUCCCUGAAUGAGUAAGGCUGACAUCUGACCACUGUUUCCCAGGUUUGGACUGCUAUAGUCAGUAGCAAGUGGAGAAGCUGAUAGUGCUUGUUACCACAGACGUUCAUAAUGUAGACAUUGAAUUUACUCAUUCAUUCUUGACGUCCAGUUUAUGGUCAAUCAUAUUUUGAGGGUUCCUUGCUCUGUUAUUGUCGAUGAUGGAUCAUUUCCUUGUUAUAUGGCUGAAACAAUGGGACCGUAGGACAUCUUCCUGUAAAAAAUCUCAAAUAGGGUAUCCGAACAAUCACUACGCAUUGGCCCCUGGGUCCGGUUAAACUUUAUCAAUGACUUAACUUAACUUGACUUCGUUACAUAAAACUAACAUUAAACAUAGUGUGUUCCCUUUACAGUAGGUAAUACCGGUAUAUCAUUGUUAGUUAAUUGCAUGUUUAAUACAAUAGUAUAGCAUGUCUGUUGUACUUGUAUUGCUAUGUCAGUUUUCAGUGUGGUGACAUCAUGACUUUGUAACCCAUGUAUCUCUAGUAACCAGAGGAACUAGCUGGUUUCAGCACCAACAUUCUUGUGACAUAGCGUUGUUUUGCUUCUCAGGAAUCUGUACAUGACAUCUCACUGACUGUGUUCAUCUUCCAUUGAAAUCCUUUUACAGCUAUUUUCAUUAAAAUAUAUUCUCAUA